Messenger RNA from Fraxinus pennsylvanica, 708 nucleotides. The record is from the annotation of a GenBank genome assembly. Lineage: Eukaryota; Viridiplantae; Streptophyta; Magnoliopsida; Lamiales; Oleaceae.
AUGAUCCAGGGUGGAGCCCUUUUUGCUCAUAAAAAUGACCCUGACCUUGAUAAAACUUGUAAGAAAGUCUUGAGAAGAUUUGAUGGCCUAUUGACACCAGGAGGUCAAAACAGUGUAAAUGAUUAUGGAAUGCCAUACUUUGUUCAUGAAUCUUUUCACUUUGUACUUGAAAGUCUCUUUUUGCUAAAACCUAGAGCUUGUGGGGAUGAAAAAACUUCAUGGAACCAAUCAAGUUGGGACGUAAGUCUCUUUUACGUCCCUAUAUACAUAAUUGCUCUUGGAAAUGGAGCUAAUAUUGCUACAUUUGGAGCUGAUCAAUUCGAUGAAGAGGAUGUGAAAGAGGGACAUUCCAAAGUUUCCUUCUUCAGCUAUUUUUACCUGGCUUUGAACCUUGGUGAACUCUUCUCCAUCACCAUUUUAGGUUAUUUUGAGGAUGAAGGAAUAUGGGUUCUUGGAUUUUGGGCUUCUAUUGGAUCAGCCUUCGUAGCUCUUCUCCUGUUUCUUGGAGCAAAGAAUUGGAAGGAGGACAUGCCAGCAGGUGAAGUUCAUAACUUAUACGAGGAGGAUGGAUAUGAGAAAUCAAUAUUUUGUGCAAGAUGCUCCACACCAAUGGUUUCAAACUCUUGGACAGAGCAGCAGUCACUAAUUCACCAGUUUUUUAGCACAAUCCUUGGCGCCUCUGUCCCGUUUCCCAAAUUGAAGAGGUGA